CUGUCUCUCACGAUCAAAGUGACCGAGGAAGGAGGCGGGAAAGAGAGGCGAGAUCGAGCCGCGUGCUCCGAUACACGUAAUCCGUGAAUCGUAAUAAACAUUUUUGUGGAGACCGCAGAGACCGCGUUGAUACUUGUGAGCGGUAGUGUACGCACGGUGUCGAAAGAGGAAGGAGAGGAGGAGAUGGGAUGAAGCGCAGAGCACGCAGAGGACCUCGGAGCCAGGCCGAUCGCGAAGCGGGAACGAGACGAGGAAGCGGCGAACAGGGGCACGAAGAGGAGAGGUUGACCGCGUCUACGUAGCAUCGUAUGAGAAGAGUGUAUCACCGGCACCGAACUCCGAUCGGACCGCUAGUGUUCCGACGACGAUCGUGACCACCACUUCUCCGUCGCUUCUGUUUCGUCGUUUCUGUUUCUCUUCCCUCCCUCUCUCUCUCUCUCUCUGUCUCUCCCUCUCUCUCUCUUUUCUCUAUCUUCCUUUUCACUGCCCCUUCCAUUUCACUCCGUUUUCGUCCCCGUCUCCGUUCAUCUCUUCUCACCUACGCCGACUUCAUCAUCCACUUCUUUUCUUUUUCUAUUCGUUAUCCCUCUUUCUCACGUUCAUUUUUUUAGUACCUGUUCCCAUAUAUUUAUUUUCUCAUCCCACCCCAUCCUUGUAACUUCGUUCCUCGAAUUUUCAUUUUGUUCACUUCCCACCCUCUCCCAGAACGGUCGAGCCCCCGAUUGAAUCUUAUCGAGGCUACCCCUACGGUUCUUCGAAGCUUUUGGAAGCCACGAGCUUUCUCAUUUUACUGCAGAUCAGAACUUCAAAUAGUGAUGGACCGGUGAAAUCCUGAAGAGCCGCUUGUGAGGAACGCCACCUGCCCGAGAGGUGGCGAUUGCGGGGGAGACUGCGUACGAAGUGUCGGGAUAUACUAUGCCUACGUACAUAAGUUCAUACAGUGCGUCGCGUCCUCGCCGCGAUCGUUUGUGCACGCAGGUGUUUUUUAACCAGUGUCGUCAGUGUCGUACCGCCACGUGACCGCCGGAAGAACGCGACAAUUCGACGGACGGUCUAACGGCGUAAAGAGAAACUUGCUUCCACUUAUUGUAAAAUAGUAUAUAUAGGACUCUUAAGAGGAUUCCCGAUCUGACCAAAACCAUGCUUUAUCCACUGAUGCUCCAAACGAUCAUCGUUAUUCUGCAGAUCUUUCCUCAAGCCCGGCUUCAUCGACCGAACGUCAGAGGUGUGUACACCCUGCCCGAGCACAUCCACAAGCACGAGAUAGUGAUACCCCGAAAAGUGACCCAUAGGGGUGAGUUUAUCUCGCACAACGUGACCCACCAUCAUCACGAGUAUGGGCCAACGGUCCAUUAUCGAUUGUCAGUGGCCGGUAACGAGUACCACGUCGAGCUGACCGGCACCGACGACUUCAUCGGGCCUGGGAUGAUCGUCGAAAGGCGGAAGCGUAACGCGCACGUGCGCGCGCGCCCGAAAAAUCAGUCGAGCAAGUGCCAUUAUCGGGGUUUCAUUCAGGGACACGCGAAUUCCCAUGUCGCCCUCUCAGCCUGCGACGGCCUGGCGGGUGUGCUUCAUGGUGAUCACGGCGAGUUCUGGUUGGAACCAGUGGCUGUGUCCCCGGAAGAGGAGGAACGACAACGGGAGCGGGUCCGGGUGGAAGACGCCGACGCCGACACGCACCGGAACUCGAAUUCGACGAGCCUCGGCAGACCGCAUCUCGUGUUCCGCAGGUCUAUAGCCGAGCAACCGCAGCUCGAGAUCGGCCGAGCUAAACGGCGACGAAAAAAGAAGAGAAAACUCGAGAGGAACUGUGGCACUCGUGAACCGAGGCGGUUGACUGAAACACGGCUGGAAUGGCAGUCGCAGCCUGGGUUGGUGCAGGUUCAAGGACGGGGGCGAAGAAAGCAGCAUCAGACGAAACGGUGGCAUCAACGCUCCAGGAGAUCGAUCAGCCGGCCGCGUCACGUCGAGGCCCUGGUUGUCGCUGACACUACGAUGAUGGCUUUCCAUCAGGACGGCGACGUCGAGACGUAUCUGCUGACCAUCAUGAACAUGGUGUCGUCUCUCUACCUAGAUCCGACCAUCGGGAAUUUCAUCAACAUCGUCGUCGUUAGGAUCAUCCUCGUCGAGGAAGAGGACGCGGAGGAAGGGCUGGACAUAACUGUGAAUGCGGAUAAAACGCUGUAUAAUUUCUGCAAGUGGCAACAGAAACUGAAUCCGGCGGACGACUCGCACCCGAAUCAUCAUGACGUGGCGAUCCUCGUGACAAGGGAGGACAUUUGCUCGAGGGCGAACACGCCGUGCAGCACUUUGGGAGUGGCCCACGUAGCCGGAAUGUGCCAGCCGGACCGCAGCUGCAGCGUCAACGAGGACAAUGGGAUCACGCUCGCGCACACCGUCACCCACGAGCUGGGCCACAACUUCGGCAUGUACCAUGACACAGAAAAGAUCGGAUGCAGCAAACGGGAUGGUGACACCCUUCACGUGAUGACCCCGACCUUCGAGGUAGAUACCAUCGGCGUCGCUUGGUCCAGAUGUUCUAGGAGAGAUAUCACUAAUUUCUUGGAUCAAGGAAAAGGGGAAUGUCUAGAAGACGAGCCCGCGGACAAUGACUACACAUAUCCAGACCUACCACCUGGCGCGAUGUACAACGCGGAACACCAGUGCAGGCUUCAGUUCGGCGUCAAGGAGGCCUCCGUCUGUUCCCCCUUGCAAGAGAUCUGCUCGAAACUGUGGUGCAUCGUCGACGGGGCAUGCACCACCAUGCUUCAUCCGGCUGCACCUGGAACACAUUGCGGUAAACACAUGUGGUGUCAGAACCAAGAAUGCGUACCGAUUGUGGACAGGCCCCGUCAGAUCGAUGGUGGAUGGGGCGAGUGGGGCUCGUGGAGCAAGUGCUCGAGGACCUGUGGCGCGGGCGUCUCGAUAGUCGAGCGGAAAUGCGACCACCCGGAACCGGCGCACGAGGGUAAAUUCUGCAUCGGCGAGAGGCGCCGGUACAAGAUCUGUAAUACGGAACCAUGCCCAGAGGGAACGCCCAGCUUCAGGGCGGUCCAGUGCAGCAAUUACGACGACAAGGCUUAUAAAGGGAAGAAUUACACUUGGCUGCCUUACUUCGAUCAGACGGAGCCCUGCGAAUUAUACUGCACCGAUACAGAGGAGAGCGUGAUUGUUCCAUGGGGUGAAGCCGCUCUCGACGGUACGCCAUGCAACGUCGGUACCAGGGAUAUGUGCAUCGCCGGGAUCUGUCGCAAGGUUGGCUGUGACUGGGCAGUCGAUUCGGAUGCCACGGAGGAUCGUUGCGGGAUCUGUCAUGGGGAUGGGACACAGUGCGAAACGACGGGAGGUGUUUACGAUAAGAACGACGGGCCAGGUUACAAGGAAGUUAUCGUAGUUCCCACAGGUUCGAGGAAUAUAAAGAUCGAAGAGAUUGGGAACAGUAGAAAUUACAUCGGUAUAGGUGUGCCGAACUCUGAAAAAUACUUCCUUAAUGGAAAGAGGCAGAUAACUUUAGCAGGUGAAUACGAAGUAGCCGGGACACCAGCUCUCUAUGAGCGCGAUCGCGAUAAGGAAAAAGUCCGAAUUCCCGGUCCUAUCAAAGAAGAUAUCGCAGUCUACUUGAUUUCCAGAGGACACUAUCGAAAUUUUGGACUGCGAUACGAGUACACCGUGCCGAAAAAAGAGCCCGACCGGGCCCCGGAGUACUCGUGGUUAUUUUCCGAUUGGUCGUUAUGUACGGCCACUUGCGGUGGCGGCACGCAACUCUCGAAAGCGGUUUGUAACGAGAAGAAGAGUGGCGUUGUCGAGGAUCACUUUUGCGAAGCCAUCGAAAAGCCGGAAUCGAUCUUGCGGGAAUGCAAUUUAAAUCCCUGCCCGGCCAGAUGGUGGGUCGGACCGUGGCAGAUGUGUCCAGUGACAUGCGGAGAAGGGGCCCUUCGGAAGCGAUCGGUUAUGUGCGUUUCUUCGGGAAUGGGUCCGGACAGAUCGGACCUCGCCCUGCCCGAUCACGACUGUAAUCGCAACGCGAGGCCCGAGGAAGUCGGUCCCUGUCCCAAUCUACCACCCUGCACUUCGACCGAGCCGCCUUUGAUCGUUUAUGCGGACAGCAAAGACGCCUCUUUUUACAACGUGAGCUCCAGCGAUCAGGACGGCAUCACGAUCGUCGAUAGUCUAACAACCGAGGAACCGGAGAUUCUCGAAUUCGACAACGUGGUCGACGAGAAUCCGGAAAAUUCUAUGUACAACACCAAGUCAAAGUGGAUCGUCUCGAAGUGGAGCCAAUGCUGGAACGGGAAACGGUCCCGGAAGGUGACGUGUUCGACGCAGGGAGACUGCAACUCGGACAACAGACCGACGACUGUCGAAUCGUGUCAGGGCGCACGAUGGGUUACCGGAAAAUGGAAAUCGUGCAACGCGACCUGUCAGACCAGGAUCGGCGUUAAACACAGGGAGGUCGAGUGUCGUGACCGUAUAACGGAGUUACUGUCCGACGAAUGCAACACCGAGAGAAGGCCAAUCGAUACGAAGCGGUGUUAUCACAGGCGGCAAUGCGCCAACGAUAAAUCCGAUUGCAAGGAUACUAUCGUCCCGGCAUCAAUGUGCGCGAUAUACAGACGCAUGUGCGACGUGUCAUCGAUCGUACAAGAAAAAUGUUGCGCCACGUGUUUGAAAAAACGGAGACACGGUCGACACAAUAGAAGAUAUAUUUUCAAUCGUUGAGUAUUCGAAUCGUGAUAACAGGACCAGAGUUUAUUUUAGUCCUUCAUCGUAAAUAUAAAAAGAUAGAACAGGAUCCGUCCCAUACGCUUCGUGAUUGAUUUAAUUAAAAAAUUAUUUUUCAAUAUCGAGCUUAUUUCAAAACUGAGCAAUUACAACGAAACUGCAAAUGUUGAAGUAUUUUACAUACCUGUAAUGUAAUCGCAAACUGUAAACGAUGGUUCACCUGAGAUUCUUAACGAUAUGCUAUAAAUAUUAGUUACUGUCGUAAAGUUCGCAUGGAUAAAUAAAAAUUAGUUUUAUGAAUAAAUUGCGGAUGUUCUUGCAUUUAUGGGAAUUUAAAGAAACACAGUAUUUAGAAAUAUAUGUACAAAAAUAAAAUCCAAGUUAUACAGACGAGAGAGUAGAUGUUUAUAUGCGUUUCAUUUCUUUAAUUUUAAUUAUAAAAAUAUGGAUUUGCAUAAACAUCUGCAGUCUAUUUAUCAGCAUAUAAGUAGAUUUAAGGUCAACUUUUAUAAUUCUCGUAAUAGUAGAAACUUAACGGUGCAAAUAGAAACAAAUUAAAUUAAGCUCAAGCCUGUGUAUAGUAACCCUAGACAGAAUUUGCAAUUUCACGAAUUUGAUAUUUUACUACCCCACUGUGACAUUCUUAAUAGCAUAAAAUUUCAUAAAGCAACCGUCAUCGAUAUAAUGAUUUUUAACUCGACUAUAAAUUACUGUUUAUAUAUGUGUACAUAUGUUAUAGUAAACGUGUUUACAAGCAAUGGAAUUUACAGAUUUAACAUUGUUAUAUACUUAAACAAAUAUUCGCUUGCAUUAUUCGCUGAAAAUGAACAUGUGCAAAGAAUAUCUUUUUUCUUCUUUCUAGUCACUCAACAUUGAUUAGAGCAAAUCAAAUAAUAAUCUGGGGUACGGUUUAGCCUUUAUUUCUAUUGUAGCUUAGACUCCUCAAGUGUUAAUUAGGCUUGCACAGUUGAUACUCUUUUAUAAAACUCCAUUAAUAUAUUUACAUUUACACUUUUACUAUAGCACAUAGA
Molecule: messenger RNA, 5753 nt
Organism: Ceratina calcarata
Lineage: Eukaryota; Metazoa; Arthropoda; Insecta; Hymenoptera; Apidae
Product: A disintegrin and metalloproteinase with thrombospondin motifs 12
Exons: 18
Coding region: 1141-4719 (1192 amino acids)
Biological process (GO): proteolysis; extracellular matrix organization
Cellular component (GO): extracellular matrix
Molecular function (GO): metalloendopeptidase activity
Source: RefSeq, a predicted model, not a curated record